This is a messenger RNA of Phalacrocorax carbo (great cormorant), 11978 nucleotides long. The record is from RefSeq and is a predicted model, not a curated record. NCBI's taxonomy places the organism in Eukaryota, Metazoa, Chordata, Aves, Suliformes, Phalacrocoracidae.
GGGGCCGAGCCGAGGCAGCGGUAGCUGCCAAGGUGUGCGCGCGCGCCGCCGCCACUGAUUCACCCGCCCCCUCCCGCGGCGGGCAGGGUCGGGCCGCUCCGUUCCGCGAGGGCAGCUUUCCCCCAGCCCCGCGGCAGGGGCACCUCGGGCUGUGCCGAGCCCGCCACCGCCGCCCCCGGAGCAGUAUGAGGCGAAGGUUAAUAAUGCUUGUAAGCCAGAGGUGAAAGUGGCUCUGCAGAGCAACAUCAGGAAAUCUGGCAGACUGGAAGAGAACAGCUGUCCCCCAAGGCAGCUGUGAAGUGUGAAGUAUGGAAGAAAGUAAGAAUGAGAAGGUGAACCAGGCUCAUGUUCUCUUUGACAGAUUUGUCCAGGCUUCAACCUGCAAGGGGACUCUGAAGGCUUUUCAAGAGCUCUGUGACUAUCUAGAACUAAAGCCCAAGGAUUAUCGUUCUUUCUAUCACAAACUCAAGUCCAAGCUAAAUUACUGGAAAGCCAAAGCCUUGUGGGCCAAAUUGGAUAAAAGAGGCAGCCAUAAGGACUAUAAGAAGGGGAAAGCAUGCGCCAACACGAAGUGUCUGAUAAUUGGGGCUGGACCCUGUGGCCUUCGUACAGCUAUCGACCUAUCAUUCCUUGGAGCCAAGGUGGUGGUCAUAGAAAAGAGGGAUGCCUUUUCCCGCAAUAAUGUGCUGCAUCUGUGGCCAUUCACCAUACAUGACUUGAGGGGUCUUGGCGCCAAAAAGUUUUAUGGCAAAUUCUGUGCAGGAUCCAUAGACCAUAUCAGUAUCCGUCAGCUCCAGCUUAUCCUUUUGAAGGUUGCCUUGAUCUUGGGAAUAGAGAUCCAUGUCAAUGUGGAAUUUCAGGGGCUUGUUUACCCUCCGGAGGAUCAGGAGAAUGAAAGAAUAGGUUGGCGUGCAUUGGUCCACCCAAAAACCCAUCCAGUAUCUGAGUAUGAGUUUGAAGUAAUCAUUGGAGGGGAUGGCAGGAGGAACACCUUAGAAGGGUUUCGCCGGAAAGAGUUCCGUGGUAAACUAGCAAUUGCUAUCACAGCAAACUUCAUCAACCGCAACACCACAGCUGAAGCCAAAGUAGAAGAGAUCAGCGGUGUGGCCUUCAUAUUCAACCAGAAGUUCUUCCAGGAUCUAAGAGAAGCCACAGGUAUUGACUUGGAGAACAUUGUCUACUACAAAGAUGAUACGCACUACUUUGUCAUGACUGCCAAAAAACAGAGCUUACUUGAAAAAGGAGUGAUACGGCAUGAUUAUGCUGACACAGAGUUAUUACUGUCACGGGAGAAUGUGGACCAAGAGGCUCUGCUUAACUAUGCCAGAGAAGCAGCUGACUUUUCCACUAAUCAGCAGCUGCCAUCGCUGGACUUUGCCAUCAAUCACUAUGGUCAGCCAGAUGUGGCCAUGUUUGACUUCACGUGCAUGUAUGCAUCGGAGAACGCAGCCCUAGUGCGAGAGCAGAAUGGCCACCAGUUACUUGUGGCACUGGUUGGGGAUAGUCUCUUAGAGCCAUUUUGGCCAAUGGGAACUGGAAUAGCCAGGGGAUUUUUGGCUGCAAUGGACUCUGCUUGGAUGGUACGAAGUUGGUCACUCGGAGCUAGUCCUUUGGAAGUUCUUGCAGAGAGGGAAAGCAUUUAUAGGCUACUUCCUCAGACCACCCCUGAGAAUGUGAGUAAAAACUUCAGCCAUUACAGCAUUGAUCCCGCCACCCGGUAUCCCAAUGUCAACGUCAACUUCUUGCGGCCACAGCAGGUACGCCACUUGUAUAAUACAGGAGACUUGAAAGACAUUCACCUGGAAAUAGAGAACUUUGUGAACUCCAGGACACCAAAGCUGACUCGGAAUGAGUCUGUAGCUCGCUCUAGUAAAUUGCUCAGUUGGUGCCAGAGGCAGACCGAUGGAUAUGCUGGUGUAAAUGUGACAGAUCUCACAAUGUCAUGGAAGAGCGGCCUAGCCUUGUGUGCCAUUAUCCACAGAUACCGUCCAGACUUAAUAGACUUUGAUUCUUUGGAUGAGCAUGAUGUGGAGAAGAAUAACCAGCUGGCUUUUGACAUAGCUGAAAAAGAGUUUGGAAUAUCUCCCAUUAUGACUGGAAAGGAAAUGGCAUCUGUUGGAGAGCCAGAUAAACUGUCGAUGGUGAUGUACCUCACACAGUUCUAUGAGAUGUUCAAAGACACCAUCGCCUCUAGUGAUAGCCUGGACCUGAACGCAGAAGAAAAAGCUGCCCUAAUUGCCAGUACCAAAUCACCCAUCUCUUUUCUCAGUAAACUGGGACAAAGCAUCUCUCGGAAACGCACUCCAAAGGACAAAAAGGAAAAGGAACUGGAUGGUGCAGGGAAGAGGAGAAAAACCAGCCAAUCUGAGGAUGAGGACAUCCCGCGAAGCUACAGAGAAGAAAGGCCCACACUGGUGAGCGCCCUGACAGAGAGGAGAAUUGAUGCUGCCAUUGGGAACCAGAACAAAGUAAAGUCUAUGGCAACCCAGCUACUGGCCAAGUUUGAGGAGAAUGCACCAGUGCAGUCCUCAAGCUUACGAAGACAGCAACCUGUCCUGCCUUAUCAAGAACGUGUUCACAACCAACCAUCCAGCAGACGAGAGCAGGGCCGUCUUGCUCCCAUACCCCAGUGGAAACAGCUGAGGAGUAAGGAACGUUCUCGGACCUGCCCCAAAAAAGUGAUCAUGCUCACUUCUUCCACUCCACCUUCCUCUCCACCGUAUCCCAGGCAGCAGAGAAACAGGGAACCUGGUGCCGACUAUGCUGGGGAGGAGAGUCCCAGACAGGAAAGGAGGUCUCCUGGUUUAUUUUCUGAUGACCAACUGCCUGAGAAUGUUGAGCAAAGGGCAUGUCAGCUGGCUGCCCUCCUGGAGUCCAGACCUGCAGUGAGGCAUCAGCCCGAGACUGAACCGUCUCGCCGAUUCUUUGUUGACCAGUGGGAGCUCUCCCUUAGCCUCCGUUCUUCUAAUCGCCCUUCUUCACCUUCAUCUGACUCUCUUCGACAGAAGUAUAUAAAGAUGUACACAGGCGGAGUGAGCUCAUUGGCUGAGCAGAUAGCCAAUCAGCUUCAAAGGAAAGAGCAACCCAAAACCCUUCUAGACAAGAAGGAACUGGGCUCACUCAAAAAGGAGUUCCCCCAAAACCUGGGAGGCAGUGAUGUCUGUUACUUCUGCCGCAAGCGAGUCUAUGUGAUGGAAAGGCUGAGCGCUGAAGGCAAGUUCUUCCACCGCAGUUGCUUCAAGUGUGAAUACUGUGCGACGACUCUGCGCUUGUCAUCUUACGCCUAUGAUAUUGACGGUGGUAAAUUCUACUGUAAGCCUCACUACUGUUACCGACUCUCUGGUUAUGCUCAAAGAAAGAGGCCAGCAGUGGGUCCUCUGUCAGGAAAGGACACCAAAGGACCUCUUCAGGACGCCAUGGCAAGUGAUGGAAGCGGACGGGCAAAUACCAUCUCCGCCUCAGCAGAGAGGGCCCCAGGUUCUAAUGUAAAUGGUCUGGAAGAGCCCAGCCUUGCUAAGCGGCUGCGUGGCACACCUGAGCGGAUUGAGCUGGAGAACUAUCGACUGUCACUGCAGCGGGAAGAAGAAUUGGAAGAGGUUCCUGAAGAGACUCUAGCAGAACAUAACCUGAGCAGCGUGUUGGACAAAGGAACAGAAGAGGAUGUGCCCAGCAGUAGUUCCGAGUCUGAGAUGGAGGAGGAAGAUGAGGAGGAAGAAGACGAACUACUGCUGCCUCAGCAACCCCCUUCAGACCUGGGUGGUGUGCCAUGGAAAGAGGCUGUACGUAUCCAUGCCCUCUUGAAGGGAAAGAGUGAAGAAGAGAUUGCUGCUGAGGAAAAUCAUGAGAUUGAGGACAAAGAAGAUGAGGAGGAGGAGGAGGAGGAGGAAGAUGAAGAGGAGGAAGAUGAAGAGGAGGAAGAUGAGGAGUCGAGUGAAGAGGGGGAGUAUUGCCCUUGGGAGAGAGAGCUGCAGCAAGGCCUCUGGCUUCAACGUCUCUCAAAUGAAGAGGACACGGGUACAUUUAAAGCUGGAAACCUUAGACUGCAGCAGAUUGUAAAUCCGGUUGAUCCUCUGGAGAUCCUGGCAGAUGUGCACUGGACACACAUCCGUGAAAAAGAGGAGGAGGAAAAAAUGGUCCCAACCUCAAAGUCCUCCACCUCCAGAGCAUCCGACCUUCCCUCCGUACGCCAUGAGGCGGUACAGGCGUGGCUGGAGACGGUCCCUGGAGCUCCAUGUGAGGAUAAUGAUGUGGAGGACGAGCUGGGCACAGAGCCUGCAGACACAGAAGGGCAGGCAGGUGAAGAGGGAGACACGGGUGCAGAGUUGGAUGAUGAUGACAUCGCAUCCGAUGCAGAAGCUGAGUUUCGCUUACGUCAAGGUGGCUUAGAAGAGCCAGAACUAAAAGUCUCUGAAGAUGAGGAUGAUGAAGAAGGAGCAGAAGGUGCUUCCUGCAGUGUGACAGAAGAUCCAUGCAAGCCUUCCAUCCCUAUCCAGUCAUCUAGUGACAGUGUUCUUCCUCUGUCUCCAGCUGAUAGUCCCAAAGCAAAACAAGCAGAGGAUAUAAAGGAUCCCCUGGCUGAAGUAUCCCAUGCAAUAAAAUCUCCAGAGGCACGCUUUUUUCCUGAGCCUUUCAUUCUUGAAGAAGGACCAAAGGAUGAAAUUCCCAAAGACAGGAAGGUUAAGAGUCCUUUGGUGCCACCAUCUCCAGUGUUAUCCCAGCCAGUUGCAUCACCAGAAGCCAUUGCACCUACAUCACUAGCAGAGUCUCAGCCAGCAGCACCAACAUUGGCUUCAACCCCAACAUCGUCUCAGAUGCCUAUCUGUUCCCAGCCUUUGCCUUCUUCCGAAACAUCCAUUCCAUCCCCAGUGGAGUCUCCAGUAUGUUUCCAACCUGUCCCAGCCUUAAAGUCUAGUCCUUUAGCCAAACUGGUCCUUCGGGGCCAGGAUAGUGAGGUGGAAAAACUGGGCAGCCCUACUACUGCAGAAGAAGCCCUGAAACGGAGUAACCUUGUAGAAGAGUUCUGGAUGAAGAGUGCUGAAAUCCGGAGGAGUUUAGGGCUCACCCCAGUAGACAGAAACAGACGCUCAGAGACGAACUUCACUGUAUCUGCCCUUGAGACAACUCCUCUGAAGACUUUUAAUAGUGAGAAUAUUUCAGGGGAUGAAAGGAUCCAGCUUGUGAAACCGCAGCCUGCCCCAAGAAGACAGGGACUGUCCAAAUUAGAAAAUGAGCAGAUUUCUCUGCUCACUCCAAAAUCUCCAUCAGAAAAAGAGCUAAAGAGUUCCAGUGAAGUAAGGAGAGAUGUAUCCAGCAGUUCUGGACUUGGCCUUCAGGAGAGCUCAUCUAACAUGAGAACUAUGGCUAGCCAGAGCUUCAACACUUCUGACUCUACCAUGCUUACUCCUCCAUCAAGUCCACCACCACCACCUCCUCAGGGUGAAGAACCAGCCACUUUGCGUAGAAAGAGGCAUCAAGCAGUCUGGCAGAAUGAGGUUGAAGCCAGGUCACCUCCAACACCAGCAUCAACACCUCCUGUGCCCCCACGUCAUGAGCCAACCUCUCCUGCCAAAGAGUCAACCCAGGCCAAAAAAGACGAUGUGCGGAAGUCUUUUGCAGAGAGUGUGGAUGAGAUUCCGUUUGCUGAUGAUGUAGAAGACACAUAUGAUGACAGAACAGAGGACUCAAGCCUUCAUGAGAAGUUUUUUACACCUCCUACCAGUAGGCCAAGGCCAGAGAAAGCACUGCUUUUGCCCCUUGUCAAAGAAAAUGGUGGUCCACCCUCAAUGGAAGGAGGGGUUAACCAAAAAAAGAGAGUGUUGCCUGAAAUUUCUGCAGAGGCCAAGGAGCUUGCUGAAGAACGAAUGAGAGCCAGAGAGAAGUCUGUCAAGAGCCAAGCAUUGCGUGAUGCCAUGGCUAAACAGUUGUGUAAGAUGAAAGAUAUGGAGAUGGCUGCAGCUACUGCUGCUGGGGCCACAAGGGCACGAAAGACAUCUUCUAUGCCCUUGAAGACCAAAGAGUUGUUUUAUGACUCUCCAAAGCAUCUGGCCUUGAAAAUAGCAGAGGGAUCCACACGAAAGUAUGAUGCUGCUAGUGAGAAGUUCUCCACUCCCGCUGCUGAUGUGACUGGACCUGAAGGGUCUGUAACCUCUUCAGAAGGCUCCAGUGGGAAGAGUAAGAAAAGAACUUCUCUUUUCUCCCCUCGUAAGAACAAAAAAGAGAAGAAAUCAAAAAAUGACAGCAGGCUUUCUGACAAAUCUAGUGGUGGGACAGAGGAAUCGACAAAGCCUAGGUCAUUAUGGAAGUCUGUUUUCUCUGGGUAUAAGAAAGACAAGAAGAAAAAGACUGAUGACAAAUCCUGCCCAAGUACUCCCUCGAGUAGUGCCACCGUGGAUUCUGGCAAGCACAAAGGUUCUCCAUUUAUUACAGCUGCAGAUUUGCAGCUCCGUCACCACCUGAGUUUCUCAGAAGACUCUGACCUCUCCAGUGAUGAUAUUCUGGAACGCUCCUCCCAGAAAUCCAAGCGAGAGUCGAUUUAUGUACCACACGCCUUGGCAUUCAAGAGAUCAUAUUCGUCAAAGAGAGCCUACACAGAAGAGGAACUGAAUGCUAAGCUGACCCGGCGAGUACAGAAGGCUGCCCGUAGACAAGCCAAGCAAGAGGAGCUAAAGAGGUUACACAGAGCUCAGAUCAUCCAGCGGCAGCUUGAACAAGUGGAAGAGAAGCAGAGGCAACUCGAGGAGAGAGGGGUUGCUGUGGAGAAGGCCCUUCGGGGAGAAGCAGACUAUUGGGGAGAGUCUUAUUACAGUGACCUCAUCGACUUGCAUCUGGGUGGCAUGGGUAAGAAGGAUGAUCCCAAGCUGAUGCAGGAGUGGUUCAAGCUGGUGCAGGAGAAGAACGCCUUGGUUCGCUACGAGUCUGAACUGAUGAUAUUCGCUCGGGAGCUAGAACUGGAAGACAGGCAGAGUCGAUUACAGCAGGAGCUCCGGGAGAGGAUGGCAGUAGAAGAUCAUCUGAAGACAGAUGAGGAGCUCUCAGAGGAGAAGAGGAUCCUGAAUGAGAUGCUAGAAGUAGUGGAGCAGAGAGAUUCACUUGUGGCUCUCCUUGAGGAGCAACGGCUUCGAGAGAAAGAAGAAGACAAGGACCUGGAGGCAGUCAUGCUAUCCAAAGGUUUUAGCUUGAACUGGUCCUGAGCUUAACACAUUUACCUCUGCUGGUCUGUGUUGUCCAGUUGGCCUACCCUGAGUUCGCCAGAAUUACAUGGAUAGGAAGAUGUUGAAGGGGAAACCUCCGAAGGGUCCAACAGCAUGCAGGGAUUUGGUGUGAAGCACUCAGAAGCCUUUUGAUAAGUGUGUUGGUUCCAGAAGCUUAAGUUUUACAUGUCUGCAAGCCAAGUUAAAGAUAAUGAGACUGUUGAGUCUCCUUGAGGUCCUACACAAUGGACCAUAUUUUUGUGUGUGUGGUAGGAGGGAGAGGAAUAAUCCACGUGUGGGGAAAGAGGUUAAGGGAAGAAGUACCCUUAACUAAACCGGAUUUAUGGCAGUCCAUUCCCUCGCCAUUUUUACCACACCAGUUCUAAUAAAAGGGAGGGAAGUGGCAACCCUCUCUGGAAAACCACAGCAGCCUGUAGCAGCCUGUAUGGUGGAGUCAGCUGUCUGAGAGAGCUCCAGAAGCCCAGGGCAACACCUUCUUUGCUUUAGUCUUCCUCCCUGCCAAAGAAACCUGCAGUUGAUCCUUAUGCAUGGGUAUGAAGAAAUAUGAGACGAGAAGAUACUACUAGUAUGUGUGAUGGAGCUCUCUGCCUCCUGGUUUUUAGAGAGACGCGGGCAUCAGAGGACUCUCUCCCUGUCAUAACCUCCUCAGUCUUCUUGUGGUGAACAAAGGGGAGAAGAAGAGAGAGGGAAAAGAUGCCCUUCUGCUUUGCUAUACACUGGAGAGACAGCCACUGCUGGCCUUAGUCUUUGUGGCCACAGCUCAGAGGCUGGUGGGCUUCUUUGAUCUGUUUUUGUUGUGACUGUUUUGACACUGGAAAAUACUGACUGUGGGACAGUGGUAAGUGUGUGCUGGGGCGGGGGUGUUGCCAGGUGGCAUUCCCCGGCUGUGAGGCCCCUCAAAGGGAGAAGCCCUUAAGUGACUGAACCACCAUUAAGACUUUUCAGUGUUUUUAUUUUUUUCUUCUGUAUUUUGUUUUUGCACAUUGGAAACGAAGCUUAAGACCUGCCUGGGCCCUCAGUCACUUUGACCCUUUUAUGUCAAUUAACUUAUUUUCUUAAUACUUGAAAGAAGAUUCAUUUUUAUAUCUUUUAGGAAAAAAAAUGGACGAGCGAUGGGUGUGUGUGCCUGCUGCAUCCUACAACUUCCACUUCUAAAUUACUGGACGUUGUUAUCUGUGGCUAUUUAUUAGUGUUCUUAUUAAUAAUUUGAUUGUUACACACAUUUGAUUGUGGAGGGGGUGUUUUAACUCUGUUAGAGAAAGACGCUACUGCGGAUUGGUCCCUGCUUCACAGCAAGGGCAGCCUUUAUGGACCCACGGACGCAUCCUGCCCUAGAAGUUUUCCUUUAUGACAAAAUCCUGCGUACUCAUGGAGUUGUAAGAAUCUAUUUGUGCUCCUAACAAUACUCUUCUUCUGCAUCCCAGAUUCCCUCUGUUGGACUAAUAAACUUUUAAUUUAUUUAAAUUUUACGUUUUUAUAACAAGAAAGCCAAAACUGUAAGGUAGAAAUAUCCCAUAUGUCUCUCUCUCACUGAAAGAGGGGACCCUCACACUCCUGAGAUACAGCUAGGGGAACUUCCGUGAAAACAAAAAUAGCACAUUUCCUGCUGCAUCUGUUGGAAGAAGCUCCUUUUGUCUCAGCUAACGAAGCUGCUGCUUUCCAGCCGCGAAGGUACUCAUUGUAGUCAUCUGUUAAGCAAUGAGCAGGACAUGCACUGAGCAAUUCAGCACCGUUCACUGACAGAUUCCCUGAGCAUACCACAUCUUUAACUUGUCCCGCAGAGCUGAAAUAGUACUGUGCGAUGGGUAUGUGUCCCACCCUUAAUGUGAUGUGUUCAGAGUUUUUUCCCCCUUGGGAUACUGACCGUGUUCUUUGCUUGUUAAAGAAGUACUAAGCCUGCUCCUGAUGUCCUUGAGAAAGAGUCCUGUUCCCAGGCAUAUUCAUGCAGCAUACUGACUCUUUCAGCCUGAACUUACACGCUGUUGGUGCAAGGUACCCAAGCAGGGCUGAACAUCCUUUCAUCUUUUGCCCCAGGACAGAAGUUAGCAUGGUUUCUUGCUGUUAGCUCGCUACCUCCUUCAAAGAGGUGUUCUGUAAGCCAGGGUCUACGAUGUGAAUUCACCUCUGACUCAGGAGCGUACCUCAGGCUGAGGAAGAAUGGGUAGAACAGUCCCCAGGGCCUUUGAGUGAUGCUGGUUGUUAACUGUGGAAACAUGUUUCUUCUGCCUCAAGUGUUCCCCCUUUACCCCCCACCCCCACCCCGCGUGUUUUCUGUGAAGGCGUUACAAAUUAAAUCCAGAUGCUCAUGAAACCAAGCAGACAGACAGCUGCAGCGCUGCUUAGUAGUUGCGCGUGUUAGCCAGUGGUACCUGCUGUACCAGCAUCACGGAGCACUGACUUACCAACAGGAUGUCCAACAGACAGAAUUCCCCCCCAGCUUUGCCAGCGCAGGGGCCAGCUGCACGAGUCACACCGGCAAACAGUGGUUUACGUGGCCUGCAUUUGAGGGGCCAGUGGAAGCUGGCAAGAAAGAGGGAAGCUGGAUACGUAGUUUAUUGUAAACUGUCUUGUGCAGAGAAUUGGCCUCAGUCCGUUGUAUAGCGUGCUAGGUAUAUGGACUGCAUCUAACUUUGAAUAAAAGAUCGUUAAAUGGGAGCUGUAGAACAGACAGAAAUCCUGAAGAAGAAAUACUAGUUUACUACCCUACCCUUUGUGCUGGGGAGAUGCUGGCCAGAUCUUUGCAAUGCCGAAGAGUGAUAUCACUUGAGGGUGCAAUCCCCUAUUGCAGGGGAAAACCACAUGUUCUAAACCUGAACUCUUUAGGAGACGGUGAAGGCCUCCGGCACUGAGAAUGAAAAUGAAGCGCUAACAUCGCACACACAAAUUAAUUAAAAAUACAUGAAAGGGAAUGUUAAAAGGCCUUUUUAUAUCAAAAUGGUUGAAAAAGGCACAACUUGUAUCAACUUGUAUUUGCUGUUCAGUUGCACUUUAUGAAUAUGACUUGCAUAUCAGAUACUGGGUUUUUUUACUAUCUGAAUAUUUUUAAUUCAAAUUUUAUAUUUUUGAAGCUGAAGAAGGCUCUUGUGACCACAAGAUCCCUUAUUUGUAUUAGAAUCCAAGUAGGAUGUUCUAGCUCUUUGUGCUGCCCAGGUGGGUGGCAGCAGCACAUGACUCAGCCACGUGCAUUCGAUGAUGUGUCCCCGUUUCGCGUUUGAGGGGAGCAAAAAGGCCCUCAGAUUCCGAGAAGUGGGCGCGCGAGGGCAUCCGUCCCCGCGUGACACAGUCCGUACCAGGGGCCGGCCACUUUCUCCCUGCAGUAGGUAGGAGGAGGGCCGAGCUUGGAACCUAACCUGUGCUUGUUUUGAAAUGGGCACGCUGAGGAUGGGGCAAGGGCUUCAGUCCCCUGCAGAGAAGGGAGGGGGAUACCACCUCCUGGCAACACCCGGGAGGCGAAUGGGGGUGGGGGAAUGAGGACUGCCAAAACAACCAACCUGCUGUUUUCACAGUAAAUUUUUUUUUAACUGUUCUGUUCCUUUUAACCAUGUUUUCAUAAAAACUCAAAAAUGACUGUAAAAUCCUGAGCUUCAAAGAACUAUGCGCGGGGAGGUGACAUUUCAGCUCCAACUUCCAGACAUAUUCCUCCUUUCAGUUAACCAAUACCCCCACAGUCUCACUAGGGCAUGUUACAAACUGCGUUGCUGAACAUAUUUUAGAGCAAACCGCAAGUUUAAAAGUCUGUCCUUCUCUCUAUCUGUCUCUGCAUUUUAUGUAAAUAUUUGUUUGUAUGUAAAGACACCAGUGGAUCCUUGGGAUACCCCCAUGGUCAAGAAUCUGAGUUUUGUGCAAUGCCUAGGCCUCUCUUAGAACACGGUGCUUGCAUAGAGCUAGUCACCACAUUUGUGUGCACUCUGGUGGUUUUUAAUAUUUUUAUACAUCCUAAUCCUGAACAUAAUGAAGUAUUAUAAGUGGUCUAGACUGCAUGAUCUAGAGCAACCGGCAGUUCCAUUUUCUUAGCAGCUGUUCCUACCAUGUUCACAGCUACACCUUGUUUGGUUAGCAUUCUUUUAAAAUGAGUUUUCAAUUAAGUGUUUACACCAGACGCCAGCAGAUGAGAAAGGUGUUGCAUUAUAAAAUCUCCUGUGUACAAACUGAAAAGCCACGAUAUGGCUUUAUGGGAAUUUCAUUUGUCACUGUCUGCAAUAAAGAGAACUCUAAAGCAUACUAAAAACCAGCCUGUAUAUAGUUCACAGAGAAAAAGAUUGCUGGCUCUCGACUGUUGCAAACUAACAGAGAUUAGAAGCUUUCUAAAAGUUCCUGCUUUUGGAUUGCUGAGUGUGUACCACUAUAGGCAGGGUAGCCGGGCAGAGGAGGGUGUCACUGAAAGCAGGUGUGAAGGGGAGGAUGCCAUGUUCUGAUGGCAUCGCAGUAAUUUAAAUACUCUGUGUCUGUGCGUGCAUGCGUGUGUGUGUGAAGUCUAAUCCAGGUGAAGGGAUCUGCUUCGGCAUUCUUCCCUUUUGUAUGAAAGCGAACUCUGAUAAUUCAGAUUGUUCAAGGCUUUUACGGUUGGCAUGUAUGGAGUGUUAAAAGAAAAGCGUAUGCCCUACCUGUAAAAAAAACAACUCUGUUCCAGCCUGUUUUCUUCUGUUUGGUUGUGUUUUAUUGUUUGUUUUCAUGCACACUUGCUUCGUUGGUGUUGAGAUUUUAGCACCUCAGAUGGCCAACUGAACUAAAAAAAAAGAAAAAAAUAAAGGCAUUAAUUAUUUUUUC